AAAUAAAUAUAAAUUUGUGUAUAAAAGGACACCUUCACUACCUGAUUAUACAUCAUCACUCCACAUUGCCACAAUUGUUCAUCAUCUCUCCUUAUCUCUCUACUGCAGCAUAAGAGAUUCGAAUAAGUACACGAUGGCCCUAAUGGUGAACGCUAAAGGUGGAAAUGGAGGGAAAGAAUGGGAUGAUGGGUUUGAUUAUGAGGGUGUAACAAAGAUACAUGUCCGAGCUGGUUCUGAAGGCAUUCAGUUCAUCAAGUUUGACUAUGUCAAGGUUGGAAAAACUAUUGAUGGACCAAUCCAUGGUGUUUCUGGCCUUGGUAUGACACAAACGUUUGAGAUUAACCAUUUGCAAAAGGAAUAUCUGGUAUCUAUUGAGGGUUACUAUGACAAAUCUACGGGCGUGAUUCAAUCAAUCCAAUUCAAAACUAACGUGAAGACUUCUGAUAUGAUGGGGUUCAACAAGGGUACUAAGUUUUCCCUAGGAAUCAUAAGGAACAAGAUCAUUGGGUUUCAUGGAUUUUCUGACAAGAAUGUCUAUUCUCUUGGAGCAUAUUUCAUCAAGGUUCUUGCAACCAAAUCGGGAAUGCAAGGUGGUCAAAACACAGGGAAAAGUUAUGAUUAUGGUGGUGACUAUGAUGGCAUAAGAAAAGUGUACGUUACAUAUGAUGGCACUUCAAUAAGGCAUAUGAGGGUGGACUAUGAUAAAGCCGGUCAAGUGGAAUGCUAUGAGUACGGGGACAAAACCGGAACACAAUAUAAGAUUACGGUGAAUUAUCCAUAUGAAUGUAUCACAUCCGUAGAAGGAAGCUACGCAAAUACCCAACCUUAUGGAUGUAUUGUCCUUAGGUCGUUAACAUUCAAAACAUCAAAUGGGAGGACCUUAGUAAUUGGAACAGUGACUGGUACCAAGUUCUUGCUUGAGAGCAAAGGAAAUGCUAUUGUUGGGUUCCAUGGACGGGUAGGUUCUUGUGUUGAUAGUAUCGGUGCAUAUUACGCUCCGUUUUCUCCUUCUCCUCCACCUACACAGAAACUAGAGGGACAAGGUGGUGAUGGAGGAGAUUCUUGGGACGAUGGUGCUUUCCUAAAUGUAAAGAAAGUAUAUAUUGGACAAGGCUCGAACGGUAUUGUCGCCGUUAAGUUUGAGUACGAGAACGACGCUAGUGAGGUUGUUGUUGGAGAUGAACAUGGAAAGACUACAUUGCUUGGAUACGAAGUGUUCGAGCUGGAUUAUCCGAAUGAAUACAUCACAUCAUUGGAGGGUUGCCACGACAAGGUCAUGGGAGCUGAAACUGGAGUUAUAACAAUGCUUAGGUUCAAGACAAACAAACGUACCUCUCCACCUUUUGGACUUGAAGCUGGUGUCAACUUCGUCCUCCAGAAGGAAAGUCACAAGAUCACUGGGUUCCAUGGAAAGUCCAGUACUAUGCUUCAUCAGAUUGGGGUUCAUGUCGUUCCCAUCACUGAGUGACCAUCCAUAGCUACCUUUAUAAAUGGAUGAAUAAUCGGAUUAUUAUAAUCCUCUGUCAAAGUUAGGUUUUGUUACUUUCACAUGAUUUUCCUUUAGUUGUUAUUUGUGUUCCAUUAUGCAUCGUUAACGUAUUUUCACUUUUCAGAUAAUAAAAAGACAAUUAUGUAUGAUUUAAUAAUUGUCCAAACUUUACUAGACU
Arabidopsis thaliana (thale cress) is the source of this 1667-nucleotide messenger RNA. RefSeq names its product Mannose-binding lectin superfamily protein. The record is from RefSeq and is marked reviewed. Bases 134 to 1468 code for a protein of 444 amino acids. The transcript has 5 exons. NCBI's taxonomy places the organism in Eukaryota, Viridiplantae, Streptophyta, Magnoliopsida, Brassicales, Brassicaceae. Gene Ontology annotation, molecular function: carbohydrate binding.